GUCGUCGCCGUCAUCGUUGCGCCGUGACGGCGGCGGUGGCCGAGAGGUGUCUGUCGCGGCCAGUACCCCGCCGCCGGAGGGCGGGAACGCGCCGCGCGCGGGCCAAUGAGCGUGCGCCGUCCCACCCACCGACCGGCGGCACCCGGCGCGGCGCCGAGUCGGUGAUCGCGAGCGCGCGCCGAACCUGAGGCCACCGUCGGCAUUGCAGAAACUGCACCGGUCGCACCCUGACGCCGCGCGUCUCACACCGAACACGUCGCGCGUGUCGUACGCCUCACGCGGUACACAUCUACCUACGUAUAUAAUAUUAUCGUACAUAUUAGGUAUACGCUUUACGCGCCGUCGUCGUACGCCGUUUUAUAGAAAUAUAUUAUAUAAUACGUUAUAUUUCGUACAAAGGCAUUCGGAUUAAUCGCAUUAUAUAUUUAAAUAUAUAGAAUAUAUAAUAUAUAAUAUCACCGUAACCGCGUAAACUUUAUAUAUCAUUUCAAUAGAUCGUCGUCAUCAUAGCGCGUCUGAGAUGUGAACUAUUACGUCAUUAUAAUAUCGUCGUCGUCAUUGAUACACACGAAUACUGCACGUUGGCGCUCGCGAUGCGGUAUUUCCCGUGAUUUUUGAACACUUGGUCCCAACACCAGAGUGACUUUACGUCCACUGCGAUCUCGAUUACUUGCAGUCGUUUUCGAUAUCUGUUUCCUGCUCCCGCGCCCCCGUCACCCCGGACACCAUCGUUUUCCCGUGCACCGAAAUGGAAGCUGACGAUCCACGUCUGGCCGACGAGUACGUCAACGAGUUCGUGCUCGACCACCUGGACGUGUCGACGGUGAAACGCGAGAUCCAAUCGUCCGACUAUCACCACCAUCACCACCAACAGCCGCACCAGGACCACGGUGGCCAUCACCACCACCAUCAGCACCACCAACAGCAGCAGCAGCAACAACAACACCCACCCUGCAACGGUGGCCGGGGGACCGCCGGAGUCAACGCCCGUCUGCCACCGAUGCCCAUCACGGGCGCCAAUAACGGGCCCACGUCCGUGGCCGCCGUGGCCGCCGCAGCAGCCACCGCCACACUGGUGCAGUCGUCGCCACCGCCCCACUAUCUGCUCACGCCGCCGGGUUGCGAACAGGAAUACCCACACCACCACCCACUCAUCAGACACCAGCACGCUCUUAACCAGGUAAUCGACGGCGUGAGUGGCCCGGGCGCUGGUAUGGUGAUACACGGUCACGUGGCGACCACGGCCGCGGCGGCCGCCAGCGUGCUGAUAACCGGAGGCGAGGCCGCGGUCAAGGUGUCGAGAUCCGACGGCGCGACCGUCGGUUCGAUGAUGUAUCCGAGCACGCCGGGCACGCCCCCCGACACGCCGCCGGUGAGCUCUUCGCCGCCGCCGGCCACGACUAUCCGGCAACCGGUGUUUAUGGAAGAAAUGAUAUGGCUGACGCAAUCGUUGCGCCAGGGACAGGAGCCGUUGGACUUGCGACCAAAUUACGCGGGUUCCGACGAAAUGCAGCAGCACCAGCACCAGCAACACCAGCACCAGCAGCACCCGCACCACCAUCACCACCAUCACCACCAUCAACAGCAGCAGCAGCAGCAACAGCAACAGCAACAGCAACAGCAACAACAACAACAGCAGCAGCAGGAGCAACAAGAAGAGGAAGAACAGCAGCAACAACAGCAACCGGACUCGGCGGCGGUCGCCGAGUGGAACAUGGUGCAACACCAACACUCGACCGUGAUACAGCCGAGCAACAGCAACAGCAGUUGCCCUGCGGUCAACGGCAACAAGGCGUCGCCGUUUGGCCGCCCGACCCUCCAAGCGCUGUUGAGCCCGAGCUCGUCCUACAAUUACGGGAACAACUGUUCGCUGUACCAGCCGCUGUUCUCGGCCCAGCGGUCGAUGGCCCCGCACCAGAACCGGCCGCUGAGCGUGUCCAGCGGCAGCGUCAUGUCGCCGGUGAGCUCCCGCGGCGGCGGCGGCAGCAGCGCGUACACCCGCGGCGGCGGGUCGUCCGACGACCUGAUCAACGACGCGCUGCUGUUGCAGCUGCCGGUGCGCGACCUCAACAAGCGGCUGCAGGGCAUCUCCAAGGAGGAGAUCGCCCGGCUCAAGCAGAAGCGGCGGACGCUCAAAAACCGCGGGUACGCGCAGAGCUGCCGGACCAAGCGGAUGAACCAGCGCAUCGAGCUGGAGAACGCCAACGAGAUACUGGCGACCGAACUGCACAAGAUGAAGUCGGAGCUGUCGCGGAUGACGCAGGAACGCGACAUGUACAAGCAGCGGUUUUCCGCGCUGGCCGCGGCCAGGGACUCGAUGAGCGCCGCUGCAGCGGCAGCCGCCGCGGCCGCCGUGGCCACGUCGUCCACGUCGUCCACGUCGUCGGUGGCCGCGGCCGCCGCGCAGCGCGUCGACAGCAGCUCCAACUCGCCAGAGCUCUACCUGUGACAGACGAGGAGGUCGUACGCGUCUGCGCUUUGGAUAUCCAAGUGUCUACCAACGUCCGCCAACAAUAAUUACGGUUCCCGAGCAUCGCGAACUUGAAACCGUAUACAGCGAUUAACUUCAAUAACAAAAGGAUAAGACUAAUAAAGUAAUUUGUUUUGUUUUGUUUUUUUUUUCUUCAGUAGUUAUAUAUUUAUAUUUUAAUAGUGCCUAUG
Melanaphis sacchari is the source of this 2661-nucleotide messenger RNA. RefSeq names its product alpha-protein kinase 1 (gene tj). Gene Ontology annotation, cellular component: nucleus. The coding region runs from base 749 to 2449 and encodes 566 amino acids. The record is from RefSeq and is a predicted model, not a curated record. The transcript is spliced from 2 exons. NCBI's taxonomy places the organism in Eukaryota, Metazoa, Arthropoda, Insecta, Hemiptera, Aphididae. Gene Ontology annotation, biological process: regulation of transcription by RNA polymerase II. Gene Ontology annotation, molecular function: DNA-binding transcription factor activity, RNA polymerase II-specific; RNA polymerase II cis-regulatory region sequence-specific DNA binding.